This is a messenger RNA of Chrysemys picta bellii (western painted turtle), 1851 nucleotides long. RefSeq names its product N-terminal asparagine amidase (gene NTAN1). The record is from RefSeq and is a predicted model, not a curated record. Gene Ontology annotation, molecular function: protein-N-terminal asparagine amidohydrolase activity. NCBI's taxonomy places the organism in Eukaryota, Metazoa, Chordata, Testudines, Emydidae. Gene Ontology annotation, biological process: ubiquitin-dependent protein catabolic process. Gene Ontology annotation, cellular component: nucleus.
ACAGAACUACUCAAAUCCAAACCAGGCUUCUCCAUCCGGACUACAUCUCCCAGAACCCCUUGCGAUGUCAGUCCAUGCAGCCUCCCCUCCCAGCUGGCUGCUAUCGGAAGUAGUCCGCCCGGCAGCCUCAGGAGCGGGCGCUUCCCAGAGAUGCCUCUGCUGAUUAACGGGGAUCGGAUCGACCUGGCCCAGCCCCCGGGGGAGCUGAUCCGCACCUACCCGCACCUGGAGGAGAAAGCAAGAGUUCUAAGAGGCCAACCUGCUCAAACAGUGGGACCCAAAGGACUUCUAUACAUCCAGCAAAGAGAGUUUGCAGUGACCACCCCUAAAGAUGGUUCCGUGUCCAUCCUUGGGUCUGAUGAUGCAACUACCUGCCACUUGGUGGUGCUCAGACACACAGGGAGUGGCGCUACCUGCUUGACACACUGUGAUGGAUCCAGCACGCAAGCCGAGGUGUCGCUGAUUAUGAGUGCAGUAAAAUCUUUCUCUAAUGACACAGAAUGUGGAAGGCUGGAAGUUCACCUAGUUGGAGGUUUCAAUGAUGAUAGGCAGUUAUCUCAAAAACUUACUAAUCAGCUUCUUAGUGUAGGAACAUUUGAUCUCCAGCAAGAUGAUGUCCAUUUAGUGACUUUCUGUGUGACAGAAUUAAAUGAUAGGAAGGAAAAGGACAAUCAUUUCCCAAUCAUUUAUGGAAUAGCUGUGAAUGUUAAAACAGCAGAGAUUUUCCAUGCAACUUUUCCAGAUAAGGGUCCAGAUGAGGAUUUGCGUUCAGCCCAUAUGUUAACAGGAGCACCAAUGACUAAUAUUUAUGAUGCAAAGAGAGAGCAACUCCACAUUGGACCUUACUUCUGGAUGCCUUUCCCACACGUGGACUUCUGGUUGGAGCAGGAUGAUAAACAGAUAUUACAGAAUCUUUCCACAUCGCCUCUGGCUGAACCACCCCACUUUGUUUCUCACCUUAGAUCCGCAUUGCUAUUUUUAAAAGAGCAUCCAUUUCCCGAUGACUCCCUGUUUCCUAACAGGAACCCUCGACUUUAUAAAAAGACUGAAGAAGGUUUAUGGGAGCGACUGUUUUGAAAUGAUUUAACAUUGAGGCAAACACUGGAGGACACGCUUUGCAGCAAAGUGGCCACACUUUUGGCGAGGCUGUGCUUUCCCAAGGAGCAUCUUUCUGAAUCCAUGUUGGUCAAAUUCCCUGCUGGCCCUGAGAUCAGACUAGCCUUGUUUAAGGCUUUUCAAAGUAAUAUUUUGGCAGAGGUGCAUGUGUUUGCCCUGUUACUUACAUAAGGGAGUGAAUGUUUACUACUAUUUUCUUGUUUUCAGAUGUGCCCUUCCCUGUUUUUACUUUUGGUGCUAAUCAGUUAUAUAUUAAGGCCUUCUGCAAAAUCUACCUAGAGAGAGAUUUAAUAUGCUCUUGCCCUUUCAAAAGUGCUUUUUCAAGCUGGGACUAAGUGUCUCCUUAAAGUAUAACAUGCAUACAAACUUAUUCAUUGGUAAGUGGGUUUUUUGAGAGAGAUUUAUUUUAAACCAUUAAGUCCUUGAAUGAAUAAAUGAGAGAGUAAGUUUUACUGAUAUAGAUGAGAUUUUUCACUAGCUGGCUGGGGGCUUUUCUACACUGAAAGAUAUAAUCAUUAACCCUACAGGAAUGAUGGCUGAGCAUAAGCCUUGAAAGCAUAUUUGUUAAACAGUGCCAUUUUACCACUGCUGUUGGAGUAAUAGUGUAUGAUUCCGUACAGCUCUUCAAUUCUAAAAAGGUCUAGAAUAAUAAAUCUUUAUAUUUACUAAUAAAUAAACGGGAGAUGUCACUGGGCAUCUUCUGUUAAAGUAAACAUUAAACUCAACUUUUCACCA